CCAGUGAAAGUUGUGUGUGUGUGUGUCAAAGGUGGUUUUUGUAAAAAUUCACAACGCGACCCGCCCGCCAAAAGGGUUGAUAUACCAUUGUAGUACUACUGUAAAAAUGGAUUACAGAAGCAAGUGGUUCGUUUUGACUGUACUGUACCUUUUUCUGCACUUUACUUUACCGGCAGUUAUACAACCUUUAAAUGGCACUUGGCGCGUUAAAGAUGUUGGCAACAUUUAUAGCCUCCCAGCUACAGUACCCGGUAGUAUUUAUGCAGACUUAAUGAACAGUGACAUAAUAGGCGAUAUAUACUACGGAAAUAAUGACAUAGAUACCCGAUGGGUUUCAAAAAUGGAUUGGAUAUACAGCCGCGUUUUCGAUGUUGAUCCAGAAAUCCUUUAUCAGCAAAACAUUAACCUAGUAAUGGAAGGUAUAGACACGUUUGCAACAGUUAUAUUAAACGGGGUUGAGGUGGCCUAUACAAAAAACAUGUUCUUAAGGUACAUUUUUGACGUCAAGAACUAUUUGAAGGAAGGAGCCAACAAUAUUACUAUGAUAUUUUAUUCACCUGUGAACAAAGCACGAGAACUAUUUGACAAACACAACAACUAUGUAGGAUUACCGCAAUGUGUAGAAGAUUCUUACAAUGGCGAAUGCCAUGUAAAUUUUAUAAGAAAAAUGCAGUCUUCUUUUGCUUGGGAUUGGGGGCCAGCAUUCCCAUCAAUGGGAAUAUGGAAACCUGUAUUCCUGGAAGCCUACAAUUAUUCGGUAAUACGCGAUGUUACUAUAGAAAUAAUUCAUGAUACUACAACGGACAUGUGGGAUGUGGAUGUAAACGUUUAUUUGGCAGGAAACGGCGGAAGCCAAUGCAAUCAAGGAACUCUGGUUAUAUCGUUAGAUACUGAAAACGACACAAUAUCAAACGUAUACGAAGUGAACAUAGCGCCCAAUGGAACUGUACAACAUGCCAACGUUUCUAUACCAAAGUACCAUGUUAGACCUUGGUGGCCAAAUGGAUAUGGAGAUCAGGUUUUGUACAAAUUUAAUGUGACAUUUACGAGUGCAGAUGGAAGUGAAAAAUCGGAAAAAAUCAUAAGGGUUGGUUUCAGAACAAUCGAGUUAAUUCAAGACGAUGUAGGGAAUGGUACAACUUUUUACUUCAAAGUUAAUAGCGUUCCGAUUUUUGCUAAAGGAACAAAUAUCAUUCCCAUUAGCAUGUUACCAGAGCAAUUGCAAAAUGAAACGCAGUGGAGAUUUUUGUUUCAAUCCGCGAAAGAAGUGAACAUGAAUAUGGUCAGGAAUUGGGGCGGAGGCACUUAUAAACCAGAUUUGUUUUACGAAUUGGCAGACGAAUAUGGCAUUUUGAUUUGGCAAGAUUUUAUGUUUGCUUGUGCUAUGUAUCCAGUGGAGGACGAUUUUCUUGAAAAUGUUAGGCAAGAAGUGGAAGGUACCGUAAAAAGGGUGCAACAUCAUCCAAGCAUUGCCCUUUGGGCGGCUAAUAAUGAAAACGAAGCCGCCAUAGCAUACAAUUGGUACGGAACCGACAUAAACUAUAAUUUAUAUAAAGCGGAUUAUAUAAAGCUAUACGUUGAAACGAUAGCUCCGGAGGUGUUCUUGUAUGACAAGUCGAAACCAUUUACAACAUCGAGCCCAACAAACGGAGUGAAGUCGGUCCAACAAGGUUUCAUCGGAACUUUGCCCGAGUGCAGUCAAUAUGGAGACACUCAUUACUAUGAUUAUAGUGUAGACAGUUGGGACGCCGACACGUUUCCACGUACUAAGUUCGCAUCCGAGUACGGUUUCGAAUCGUUGCCGUCUCUUUACACGAUGAGAACGGCGACGAACAACUCGAACGAUUUGCAGAUAUUCUCAAAGUUCAUGAUAAAUCGGCAGCAUCACUACGGAGCCGAAGGAUACAACCAGAUGCUCUUCUUGAUAAAGUUAAGACUACGUUUGCCGUCUGUGGAUAGCGAGAAUUUUAUGAAAACUUUCAUUUAUUACAGUCAGAUUCAACAAGCUAUGGCUGUCAAGAUGCAAUCGGAAUUUUAUAGAGCGAUGCAAAACACCCUGUUUGAAGAUGGAUCUGGCUUAUCAAUGGGGGCUUUGUACUGGCAAUUGAAUGACGUUUGGGCAGCCCGUCUACAUGAGAUAUCAAUUUCGAAAAAUUUAUUUACUUACGUGGAUUUUGAGUAUACAUACCAACAUAUUUUAGAUUCCCAGAACCGAUGGAAGAUGUUACAUUAUUAUGCCAAAGAUUUUUUUGCUCCUGUAAUUGUAACAGGCUAUCUCGCUCGAACAGGAAAUCUACAAAUCUAUUUGGUAUCGGACAAAGUUGACACUAUACCUAAUGUAACGGUUAACAUAAGAGUCCAAAAUUGGAUGUCAUUUGAGCCAGUGGCCGAAGAGAAAAUAAAAGUAGACAUGCAACCGUUAAGAUCUACCCUAAUUAAAUCAUUUUUUGUCGAUAAUUAUUUGGCCAGUAACGGCUGUGGAAGUUUGGGUAUUGCCAGUAAACACUGCUUCAUAUAUUUGACUGUAAAUGAUCCGUUUUCUUCAAUUGCUCCCGAUAAUUAUGUAUUUCCUAUACCUUUAAAGGAUGCUCUUAUUCCCACUCCAGCUUUAAAGAUCGUGUCCGUAGACAUGGUAUCGCCCGAUGGAAAGGAAUAUGAUAUUGGUUUGGAGUCAGAUAACAUCGCCUUGUACGUUUGGUUGGAAACUGCCGAAAUUUUGGGAAAAUUUUCGAAAAAUGGUUUCCUGAUGUUGACACCCAGUGCCACAGUUAAAUUUUAUGCCAACGAACCGACGACCACUCAACAACUAACGGCAGCCCUUACAGUAACGAAUUUAUUUGACGAACAGUAUUUGUAG
Molecule: messenger RNA, 2857 nt
Organism: Agrilus planipennis (emerald ash borer)
Lineage: Eukaryota; Metazoa; Arthropoda; Insecta; Coleoptera; Buprestidae
Product: beta-mannosidase-like
Exons: 13
Coding region: 107-2857 (916 amino acids)
Biological process (GO): carbohydrate metabolic process; glycoprotein catabolic process
Molecular function (GO): beta-mannosidase activity
Source: RefSeq, a predicted model, not a curated record